This is a messenger RNA of Tuber aestivum (summer truffle), 1765 nucleotides long. Lineage: Eukaryota; Fungi; Ascomycota; Pezizomycetes; Pezizales; Tuberaceae. The record is from the annotation of a GenBank genome assembly.
AUUGAAUCAAUUCCCACAAACAUCCUUUCGGUGAAUCAUAGUGAACCAGUAUUCACCUGUGUGUACCACACAGUCUCAUGAUUAUCAGAGAGGGAAUCUUCUAAUUAUACUAUUGUUCUUUGUUUCCUUAAAUCGUACCUUAUCUUGCCCUAGGUCGAGAGAAUAUUUUGCUCUUCUAAUAUUAGUGGCUAUCAUUUUUAGGGCUUUUGACCUUAUCCUCUUUAGGGUCUUCCAUUCCAACUGUCCUGGCUGUUUUGAAGACCCCCAUUUAAUAAUGAUAAUAAUAUUAUAGAGUUUAAUACCGGUACCGUCCUCGCACGCAAUAUUCUCCUCAUCACCACUCGUCUACGCAUGGGGGGGUAUUUCACAAAAGGUUUCAUGCUACUUCCGAGGUAAGAUAUCAAUAUUAAUCAAUCAAUACUGAAUUACUUCUACUAUCUGAAGAUCAGUCCUCUGGCAACGGGAGUUACGCUACGUGGGAAAGGUUUUCGGAUCACCACAUCCAAUAUACAAAUCGCUUUUCCACAAUUGAGAAGGUAAGCUUCACUCCAAAACGAUAGACUAUAGAGUAUUUGGUAGCCUUUACUAAAACAUGUCAGGGUGUUGCUGCGCUGGGGGGUAUGAAUAAAGCCCUGAUGAGGUUGGGGAGUAUAGUCGAGAAACUCGAGGGUAAGAUCCACACCGAGUUUAAGACCUUGGGAGCAAGGAUUGAGAAACACGACGGUAUGAUGCUUGUUGCCUGGCGUACGCUUCUGGAGCCAGUGUUCCCAACCGUCCAGUCCGUCCGUCUUUGGGGCAGGACCGGAUGGACUGCGCAUGGCCGUUCCGCUCCGUCCAGGGCUCGUGGCAGUCCCCCCCCCCGUGGGGCCCCUGGACAGUUGGGAACACUGCUUCUGGCUCUGGUAUAGUCUGGAUGCCCUGCACAAUUCACUGAAUAUCUCACUAACACCUGGCAAAGCUUACUAUGGUUUGUGGAAAAAUUGGAUACGGCUGGUAUGAGGGGUGGAAAGGGGGAAACAAAAAAGAAUUUUUUUAUUUAUUUUUUUACAAGUCUGGCCGGCUCCGAAACUAAAAUAAAGACCCUGCAUUAUGGGCCAAGUUGUGGGUAUCGAAGGAGUGAGUUCACCUUCACCUUCCCUUUCCCCUUUCACCUGUCACCUCUAACUCAAUCCGCAAAGCACGGUACCGGUAAUCCAAGGAAGGCGCUUCAAAAAAAGCUAAUCAGUAAAAACUCGCUUCUCUGUGAUUGCCAAGCGCCAGGCGGCUCUCACCUAAGGAAUUUCACAGCAACAUCUCCUCUCCGUCAUAGGCUUAUCCAACUGCUUGCGAUCACACAGUUUGCAGGGUAGGCAGAAAUUCUGCAGGCUGACCAUACAAGCCCUGCUUUCCUCGGCAGUGGGUCUCCGCUGACCUUCCCCCAGGCUCUCGCAAUCGGACUCCCAAUUGUAUUGGUCCCCUUCUCCGGGCUUCCGGGAUCCCUUGGGGACGGGGCGGCGUACGCGGAGGGUGGAAAGGACUCUCUGGAUGAUUUGACGGCAAGACAUAGCGAGAACUAGAGGGCCGGAUCGUGGGGGGUUUUCGAACCGCUGGUGGUAAUUCUCUUUGUAUUUUUUUUCUUCCUUUCUUUCCGGUAUGGCGGUCGGGCGUGGGCCUUAGUUUGUUUUUCUCGGGGUGGGGCUUAUUUAAAUCCGGAAGGGGUUCAAGGAGGUAGGUGUGGCCACAGUUUUGUUUCCACUAUGACCAUAAUAAACCGGGUGUCAAAGUG